Trypanosoma cruzi is the source of this 627-nucleotide messenger RNA. RefSeq lists its product as uncharacterized. The transcript has a single exon. Gene Ontology annotation, molecular function: protein binding. The coding region runs from base 1 to 627 and encodes 208 amino acids. The record is from RefSeq and is a predicted model, not a curated record. NCBI's taxonomy places the organism in Eukaryota, Euglenozoa, Kinetoplastea, Trypanosomatida, Trypanosomatidae.
AUGACGCGGGUCGGACGCAGGGGGUGGCUGCUGCUAUCGGGCCUUGCUGCACUUGUGCCAGUGGUUGCAUUGUGCAGGUGUUUUGGCCGCGGCUGGAGCAUGCAUGCGAGUAAGCGUGAGCCGAAGGAAGAUGAUGAUGAUGAGGAGAAUUUGCACGACGACACUGUCGCUGUGGGUCUUGACAAGGAGGAGCGGGAGCGGUAUCAUGCCACGCUUCUCCUCCUAAAGGAAAAGGCCAAUGCGCAUUUUCGCGCGGCUGAAUUUGACGCGGCGUUGGAGAUGUACCAGGGGUGCGUUGACAUGUGUGCCGCGCUGGGCGCUGAUGACGCAGAGGCAGUGCAGAUCGAUCAAGUUGUGCGCGCCAAUGUGGCUCUUGUGUUUCUGAAGCUUCAGAGACCCGAGGAGGCGCGGAUGCUGGCGACAUUUCUGCUGCAGGAUGACACACACCCUCUCGAGGGAGAUUUGAAGGUGAAGGUGCUUUAUCGACGCGGGCUGGCAAGCCAGGCGCUUGGGGAUCGCGAGUCGGCGCUGUGCGACUUUAGGGCCGCCAUUUUGUUCUCACCCGGAGAGAAAAAUCCGGCGGCGGAGGCUGCGAUUGCGGCCCUCUCUCGUGGCGUUGGAACAUAA